AUGGGUCUGGCUCACGCUAUUCCUUUCCCUCCCAGCGAGUACAGCAAGGAGGGGGGAAAGCAAGAGACAUUCAGGGACCUCCUCAAAAACUACGGAAUAGACCCGAGCAUCGGACCUGAGACCGACAAACACGGGUCUAAGGAACACCAUGGCGACUUCAAGUAUAGGCUCAAGCAUUACUAUCCUCAUGACCACGAGUCCCAUCAUGAAUACAGCGAUGAGGAAAAGUACGAACCCAAGGAAGGCCAUACCAUCACCAAGGUCAAGGUCAAAAAGUACUAUCCCCAUGAGCAUCAUGAGGAUGAGGAUGACUACGACUACAAGGACAAGUACAACAAUCUCGGAGAUGACCACGGCUACAACAGCGAUAAAUCCGAGAAGCACCACUAUCCCCAUGAGCAUCAUGAGGAUGAGGACCACUACGACUACAAGAAGGACUACGACCACAAGAAGGACUACGACCACAAGAAGGACUACGACCACAAGAAGGACUACGACCACAAGAAGGACUACGACCAAAACAAGGACUACGACCAAAACAAGGACUACGACCAAAACAAGGACCAUGAGGCCAAGGAAAUUGACGCUUUCAAUGAUCAUUACGGCCUCAGCGAACAGGAUUUCGACAAGUACUUUACCAAAGAUCACCACGACCACUCGGAAAAGUACGAAUCGGAAGAAAGCCCUGACUCUGAUGGAAGUAAGUAUAAGAGAUGGCCUCCCGAAGAUCCAAUCGGUAGCCCUUUCCCCGGAUCCAAACCCCCGCCGAAACUGCAGUGGCAUGACCCAAACGAGGAGCAUACACAUUCUUACAAGUACAAAGAGAAGCCCAAAUACCCCGACCCUCCACCCGAAGUCGAAAGGUACAAUCCUAAGGAUAUCUAUGAGUCCAGUAAGGACAAGCUGCACGAUGAGGCUAUACUCAAUCCCGGUUAUCACUCUCCAGAGAAAUAUGAGGCUGAAAUAGAGGACGACAAGCUCUCCCACUUCAAAAAGUACGAGCAGGAGAACGAUAAUCUCCCCUACUUCGAUAAGUUCCCAGGAAAGUACUUGCCGAAGCAUCCUUUCGAUGAAGAUGAAGCGAAAGAGACCGUUCCAAAGUCAGAGUACGAAGGAGAAGAUGAUCCCUAUCAUCCUAUCGACGGCGUGGACCAGUUCCACAGCAAGGAGAUGUAUAAGAAGCCUGACUACGACAAGGAGGACCGCGAUAAGUAUCAUGACGAUGAUGAUGAUGAUGAAGGAGAGCACCCCAAACAUGAUCCUUCUCCCAAGGAUGCGGACGAGUACGGAAUGAAGGGGGUCUACGGGUUCAAGUACGAGUACCAUCCUGAGGAGAAAUCUUUCCUCUCAGAGGAGGCCUUUGAGACACACAAACAUGGUAAUUCUGACCAGUCUGAGAGUGUUUCUUAUAAGAAGUACCUCCCUAAGGAAGAGAAGAAAGAAAAAAAGUACCCCAACGAGGCAGAGAAGUAUGGUUACAAGAAGUACGACCCCAAGGAAGACGACGAGAAGGACAACCACUCUGAUGAGAAGAGCCACCACGCUGAAGAGAAGGACGAAAAAGACAAAUACUCUGACGAGGAUAUGGAACAGGUGUCGAAGCAGCUGUACUACCCAUCUCAUCACGAGCCCACGGAGAGCGCCAAGUUCUAUCGCAAGCAUGAGGUUGAUCACAAUGACCACAAGUCCAACAAGAAGCCCAAACCUCAGAAGAAGGGUGAGCAUCGUGGUUACUACAAAGAGCCCGGAUACGAAAACGUUGUUCCAGGAUUCAUGUGGGCAGGUCCUGGAGCCGUUACCAAGACUCCUUGUCCGAAGAGGGAGGGAUGUCCUCAUGGACAUUGGCAUAUGUUGGAGCCCAAGAACGGAGAGCACAGGCGAAUUGGGAUAACUGGAACCAACAUCGUCGUCGAGCCCGACUAUACAAGACCCGAUUACAAGGAGGAUACGGUGAACCAUGUUUUGCCAGGCUACGAGAAUGUUAUCCCGGGUUUCGAGUGGGCAGGAAUUGGCGUCGUUACUGAAGUCCCCUGCCGUAGCGCCGCGGAUUGUCCUGAGGGAGGUUGGUUCAUGUUGGCACCCAAGCUUGGAGAACACAGACGCAUUGCCAUGAACUACCCCAAGGCUCCUACCACGCACCAUCAUCACCCGGCCUCUGAGCCUACUGUGCAUAUGCAUAAGUCUGACUACAAGGCUCGCUCACCUGUUGGACAUGAAGGUUUAGUGUACGAGAAGGACCACGAAGACGACGUCAAUGAGAGAGAAUACAAACUCAUCAACCGUCACUCAAGAAGCUUGGACAAGAGGAGUAUCGAGGCGAGAGCACCUUGCAAGAAAAAGCCGCCGAAGGAGGAGAAGCCCAAAGAGGUCAAAAAGAUUGACCCCAACAAGCCACUCCCCAGGCUCAGUACCGUCCACCUCCUGAAUAUUGAGAAGCUCAGUGAAUGGAAACGAGAAGCACUCGUAGCCGCUAUGCCCAUGAUGGAUGACGAAUUCAAGAUGGAGUUCCUCACGUUCCAAGAAUUGACUCCCGAGUUCAUCGCCAAACUCAAUGAGCUAUAUGCCAUCCUCCUGGAAACCGCCGACGGCAGGAGAAUCAUCGAAUUUAUCACCAGGAGACCAAAAUACGUUCCCUCAAGUAAGAGGUCGGUACGGGAGCUCAGCGAAAAGGAAAUCAAGAGGAUCGAAGAACUGUCUCCGGUAAUUCGUCAAAUAGUUGCCAAGAAGCUCGACUUUGAUCCCAAGCUUACACAGGAACUGGCCGAUGCCGAGCAGCUGUCGGAUGAUCUGAUCAAAAAGCUCAACAAAGAGUACGCUCGCGUGAUGAGCGACCCUAAGUACGCGAAAAUCGUCAAGAGUUUCUUGUCCAAGUCCAAGAGAGCAGAGCCUAAGCUUACCAAGGAGAUGAUCAGCAAGAUCGAGGAAUUGUCUCCGGCCACGCGUAUGAUGGCUGGAAAAAAGCUCGACUUUGAUCCCAAGCUGACACUCGAGCUGGCCAAUGCCGGCAAGUUUUCCGAUGAUCUCAUUGAGAAGCUCAAUAAGGAGUGGGCUCGUAUAGCCAGCGAUCCCAAAUACUUGAAAAUUAUCGAGAGGUUUGUGUCCAAGCCCAAAUCGAAGAGGGCAGAGCCUGAGCUUUCCAAGGAGAUGAUCAGCAAGGUCGAGAGCAUGAGUCCCUCUAUGCGUAUGAUGGCUGCCAAAAAGCUCGACAUGGAUCCAGAGCUUACAACGGAGAUGGCAAAUACUGACAAGUUCACGCCGGAGCUGAUUGAGAAACUCAACAAGGAGUAUGCUCGUAUCAGCAAGGAUCCCAAAUACAAGAGCCUUCUCGACAAGAUCGGUUUCAAGCACAAGCGAGCUGACGAGGCCCCCGAACUCAGCGAAAUCCAACUUAAGAAACUCGAGGAACUUAGUCCCGAGAUCCGCGUGAAGGCCGCAAAGAGGCUUCGCAUGGAUGAAAAACUCUCGGCCGAGCUGAUCAACACUAAAAAGUUCACACCCGAAUUGAUCGAGAAGCUCAAGAAACACUAUGUCCUUCGCUACAAACAAUAUAAAGAGAAGAAGGUGAUCGUUUCCAAAAGCAAGCGGCAACACAAUCCCAGAUUUCCUCUCAAAUUCACCGACCAACAACUCGACAAAAUCACGAGUAUGAGCGAGUCUGAACGUCGUUUCAUUGCCGAGAAGCUCAAUUUUAAGAAGGAUUUCGCCGAUGAAUUCAUCAAGAGCGAAAAAUUCACUCCACACCUUGUUAAGAAGCUCAACGAGGUGUACAAUCAGAUUUAUGGAGGCCACAAGUACAACGAACUUGUCGAACAUUUCAGUACCAAUUUCAAGCGCCAGGCUUCCUCUGAUCCAAAGGGAAAGGAAGAUGAGAGCAAGUUAGAUCCCGAGGAGUUAGAGAAUCUUGCAAACAAGAUCCGUGAGAAGAUCACCAAAGAACUAGAACUUGACAUGGAUCUCGAUAGCGAGUUUCUCUAUGCCAAGAAGGUCACAGAAUCAUUCAUUGAGAAGCUGACCGACUUGGCCCGUGAUGUCGUCGUCAAUCUGAAGUGGGAGGAAAUUGUGGAGGACAUUCUCGAUGAAGAUGACGCUUCAGAAAAGAAGGAGAAUUCUGAUGCUCAGAAGGUAAAAGCGAACAUCGAGAACUCCCCCAGCACCAAUUCGACCAAGACGACAGAAACACAGUCUGUCAACGCCCAGAAUUCGACAAGCUUGCCAGAGUCGCAACUUGAGAGCGAUCAACAGGUGACAAAGAUCUCGGAGGAGCAGCUCGCCAGCAACAAGAAUGUGGAAAAAAGGGAUCUGGAUGAGAAGCUUGAAAAGUCGAAGAAGAAUGGAUGGUGCGACGAGUUUCUUGGCACGCUGAAAGAUACUUGGGAUGAGUCUGUGGACGAAGCUCUCACGAAGACUGAAGAGGAGGAGAAGGAUUAG
Messenger RNA from Fusarium poae, 4428 nucleotides. RefSeq lists its product as uncharacterized. The transcript has a single exon. The record is from RefSeq and is a predicted model, not a curated record. Bases 1 to 4428 code for a protein of 1475 amino acids. Lineage: Eukaryota; Fungi; Ascomycota; Sordariomycetes; Hypocreales; Nectriaceae.